Messenger RNA from Pomacea canaliculata, 1431 nucleotides. RefSeq names its product DNA-directed RNA polymerase III subunit RPC4-like. Gene Ontology annotation, molecular function: DNA binding. NCBI's taxonomy places the organism in Eukaryota, Metazoa, Mollusca, Gastropoda, Architaenioglossa, Ampullariidae. The transcript is spliced from 10 exons. Gene Ontology annotation, biological process: transcription by RNA polymerase III. Gene Ontology annotation, cellular component: RNA polymerase III complex. The record is from RefSeq and is a predicted model, not a curated record. The coding region runs from base 139 to 1305 and encodes 388 amino acids.
UACUUUCUUUGCUUAAGACUGAAGAGCUACGCAAGUUUACAGAGAGGUUUCUUACGACACAAAGUACCUACGCGAAAGUUACGAAACAUAUGAAAUUGCUGAAAACAUUGACUUUUAUCUCACACAGAUCUAAGAAAGAUGAACAAUGGCAGCAGGGACAGUAAAGCGCAAGACCUUCCCCGUGGUCUGAUAGAUAGAAGAGGCACACCUGCAGCGAAAGCAGCCAGGUUACCAUCUCUAAGAGGUCCUCGAGAUUUGACUCUUGGUGGAGUACCUAAGAAAAUUUAUGCACCUACUAUUCCUGUCAGAAAAGAAAGACCUAGAGAAGGAGCCUCAGAUCAGCAUGAUACAAAAGAAAGCCAAAAUCCAUUUAAGGAGCACUCCGGACGCAGUAGAGGGAGGGGUGGUGGUCGAGGUAGAGGGAGAGGUCGAGGUCAAAGCAACUUAAUUCAGACUCCCUCUCUUUUUGAAAUGGGACCUGCUGUAGACCCUGGCUACAAAAGUGGAAGCAGCAGUUAUGAUGGAAGAGUUGGUGGUGGCUUUUCUGGAGGAAAAGGUGGUGCACCAGCAAGAGUAAAGCAGGAAAAUGCAAGGAGGGGUGGAGAAAUACAAAACCAGACCCUUGACCAUUUGCUUAGAGAUGAUUUUAUUGCAGAUGGACCAGAAGAUGAUCCAGAUAUGAUUCCUGUUAUGCUCCCUAUGUCAUCUGUUGCUAUGGAAGAGCUCAAGAGAGAACAAAAAGGCAUUUCUGGAGAUGCUACAAUACAUAUAAAACAAGAGCCUAUGGAUUGUGACAAUGAAGGAAGCAAAUAUCAGCCAACACAAACCCCCACUUCAUUUACUAAGGAGGAAACAAUACAUCAUAAAAAAGAGGAUAGAAUGUCUGUUAAUUAUUUGCUCAACUCAGUUGCAAAGUCAGAGAAAGAGGAGCUUAUUUUUCUCCAGUUGCCAGAUGUUUUGCCAGGAGUACCUAAAGGUCUUCAGCUAGGGCUUAGUGAUGGGAGCACUGGCACAGCCAACAAAGAAAACAGAGAGAAUGAUGAGCUGGAAAAGAAAAUGGGUGCAUGUUCAUUAGAUCACUUUUCUGAGGGAUACGUAGGAAAAUUACGGGUACGGAAAUCAGGAAAGGCAGAACUGGUGCUUGGUGACAUCGUCUUGGAUGUUACUAUGGGUACAUCAUGUGGAUUCUUACAGGACGUGGUUUCAGUUCGAACAGGAGAAAAUGACAAGCAUAUGACUGUUCUUGGUCAUUUAAGCCAUCGACUGAUUUGCUCACCAAACUUUGAAUAUUUAUUUAACAUCUGAAAUAGCACAAAUAGUGCAGUGACCAAUUAAUUUUGAGAGAAUAAAUGUGAUGUCUGUUUUAAUGUCAAAUUUGAGCAGCAUUGAUGCUUGCUUUGGAAAAUUACAUUAAAAAAUGAAAAACUGGUU